Messenger RNA from Rotaria sordida, 612 nucleotides. The record is from the annotation of a GenBank genome assembly. NCBI's taxonomy places the organism in Eukaryota, Metazoa, Rotifera, Eurotatoria, Philodinida, Philodinidae.
AUGACCGUUGAAGAGUAUGACAAAUUUUUGAUAGAGAAGAAAAAUGGUAGAUUCAAGCGGACUGGAACAUGGGGUGGAAUGUGUAAAAAUGUAGCACAUGAAUGUUGUGACCCUGAAUGUGUACGUAAGUGGAAGCCUUCGCCUGUACAAUGCUUGGCAGACAAUUAUUACUGCCCUUCCUGUGUACUUCAUCAUCGGAAUAAUGAGACUCGAUUCUUGGAAGAAAGACUAAAAUGGACAGCGAAUGUUCCAAAUACAUUCUAUGUAUUUUCUCUUAUUGAUCCAGGCACGGAAGCAAAUGGUAAAACUGAAAGAUCUCUGAUUAAAUUUGGUCGCACUCAGCAUGAGAAUGCUUUGAAAAGAUAUCCUACAAUAGAACUGAAACAAUACCAAAUGAAACUCUUGUUGACAUUACGCGGAAAAUUAAUUACAACGACUAGAAUUGAAAAUUGGUGGAAGGAGCAAGCAGAAGAAAAAAAUUGGUUCGUAAGAUUUAGUAACAAGGAGUUUCAUGGACAAACCGAAUGUAUUGAAGUUAGUGAUAACGAUCUGGCACAAUUGAUUGCUAAAUCAAAAGAAAUUGCAGCUGCUGAUGAAGAAAUGCAGAAAUAA